AUGGCUCAGCCUCUUGUUCAGCUCACUUUUAGCGUUCAGAAUAUUUGGCGCGAUGGAAAGAAAACCACUGUAUCGAUUCCGCUGAGAGUGGAUCUUGGUGAGCAGCCUCAUAAGAGCACGGAGGAAAAUAGUCAGGACACCAACAGUCCAGUAGAACAAGAUGUCCCUCUUGACGAUCUCGACAAGCAGGAACUCUCAAAUCAACAGCAAAAUCGUGUUUUGAGUAUCUCUACUAACUGGGAAAAGGUACGGGAAAAUUUGCUGAAUUCGUACAUUGAAGAACAGCAUCUUCCAGACAAUAUUAACUGUGUGAACUGUCAAGAGAGUAUCGCUACAACACGAUGUGAAUACUGUGGCCCUCGCCAGUACUUCUGUGUUGAAUGUGCACGAGCUCUACAUGUCAAUCGAAACAAGUUUCAUGUACUUGAGCAAUGGAAGAUGAGGCAACUGUUAGCUAUGGCCAUACGUGCAGAACCGCAACAGUAAAGCUGUUCAGACUUCUGGAUGCCUCAGGUCAGCUCAUUUCAUUUAUAGUGGUUAGAAAAUACUAGAAUGGUUUUAAAACGAAGCGUUCUUUUUCAAUUUUAUCUG
Stylophora pistillata is the source of this 591-nucleotide messenger RNA. RefSeq lists its product as uncharacterized. Lineage: Eukaryota; Metazoa; Cnidaria; Anthozoa; Scleractinia; Pocilloporidae. The record is from RefSeq and is a predicted model, not a curated record.